Molecule: messenger RNA, 3183 nt
Organism: Plasmodium vivax (malaria parasite P. vivax)
Lineage: Eukaryota; Apicomplexa; Aconoidasida; Haemosporida; Plasmodiidae
Exons: 5
Coding region: 1-3183 (1060 amino acids)
Biological process (GO): protein sumoylation
Molecular function (GO): SUMO ligase activity; zinc ion binding
Source: RefSeq, a predicted model, not a curated record
AUGUCUUACAAUGUUUACAAAACGAACAUGGCUGAUUGCUUAAAUAAACUAAGAGUAUACGACCUCAAUCAGCUAUGCAGAAAGUUCCUGCUUCCACAACAUGGAAAAAAAGUCGCGAUCGUGGAACGAAUUUUGGAAUACAUCACCGACGUGGAGAGGGAGGAACAAAUUUAUGAGUUCAUCUUAGCAAUCAAGCCGUCCAUAUUUGAGCUAAUUAACGGGAAGAGAAUAAACAACGCUUUCAACAACAGUAAUGUCAACAACGUGCAGAGCAGCGCGCAUAGCAGUGCGCACAGCAGUACGCACAACAGUACGCACAACAGUACGCAUAGCAACAAUAGCGGUAGUAAUAAAUACCUGAGCAGUAGCAACAACUUUUUCCUCGCGAGUAACAACGGGAAUGGCACUUUUUUUUGUAACAAUAAUGACAACCUCAAUUUUGCGAACAAUGAAAUUCUCGCAGCAAAGAAGGGCGGCACCUCCCCCGUAGUGCGCAAGGGAAAGGCGGUCAAAAUAUACCAGGAAGACAGCGACUUCUCCUCGUGCGUGUGCGGAGGCAUGUCCAAAAACAUAAGCAGCAAAAACGGGAUAGUAAAAUGCAUAGAGUGCAACAAGCUACAGCACGUAAGUUGCUACGUGCAAAAUCCGGGCACCAACAAAGACAUGGAGAAUUACAAAAUCCUGUGUGUAGUAUGCCGAUUGAAAGAUAUGGACCCCUUCUACCCAAUGAAGAAAGUCCUGUGGCUUAAAAGCCUCACCGUUAACUCGGAAAAGCUAGUAAUCAAUGCGUGCGACAUAAAAAGUUGGAAAAAUGAAAAUAAAGAAGUGAUCAUUUUCUGCAUCCAUUUGGAUAAAAAAAACCUAAGUACCAACAUUUCUAUAAAACAAGAAUGGCCCAAAACCUUCGUUUUAAAAGUGAAUGGAAAUAUCAUCGAAAAGAUAUUCGAACCCUCAUGGGAGCACAAAAGGAGAGAUAGUCCUUUAAAAAUUACCCACACGUUGAAGACGGGGCAUAACAACAUAGACAUCAGUAUGACGAAUUACGAAACGCCCAAAUUAUUUGUUGUAGCUUUUUUAUUAUGCAAAAUAGAAACGGAGCAAAACAUUAUCCAACAGGUUAUCUCCAAAAGUGAAUUAAACUUUAAAGACUCCAAAGAAAGAAUAAUCACCAUUUUGUGUACCAAGCAUGACGAUGAUGAAGUUAUGUGCAUGGAGAUUAACAGAAGAAUUAGCCUCAACUGUCCGUUCGCCCUAGACAGAAUUGAGAUACCCUGUAGAGGCAUCAAAUGUUGCCACAUACAAUGUUUCGAUUUGAAAUCUUUCAUUGAUGUUACCAAAAAAACGAAAGCUUUUAACAACAGGUGGAAGUGCCCCAUCUGCUCUUUGUUCCUGCGACCGAAAGAUUUAAUUGUGGACAUGUUCAUCACGUACAUUCUGACGCAGGUGCCGAAAGAUAUUAAGGAAGUCGAGUUGAGCAAAAGUGGGGAAAUUAUUUUCAACCAAAGCACCGUCGAGGGGAAGGUCGUCAAGCAGAUCGACGACAUGGACACGUCUGCGCAGCAGAAGAGCAGGGUGGAGAUUAAGACGGAGACCAGCAUGGACAACAUUAAAGAAUAUCAACCCGUUAAGGACAACAACACCUUCAGCAAAAACGAAAUCAUCAUAGUCGACUCAGAUCCUGAAGACAACGACGCUGGCGCUGCUCCGCAGAAUGUUAACCUGCAGAAGAAUCGCAAUUUUGUGCAAGGCCAACAAGAAGUCAUAUGCAUCUCCGACAGCGAUGAAGAGGAAAAUUUUAAUUUGGCGCCACACAACAGGGACCAGAAAAUGAAAGAGAAAAACACCUUUUUAAUUGAAAUGAAAAAUUUUGAAAACAGCAAAUGUGUAAACGAUUUCUUCUUAAGAAAUAUGAAGAGCUUGGAAAAGAGAAACAUUGUGCCCAACUCUCAUAUGCUAUUUAACGACAUGGUAUUGGAUGUACUAAAUGACAUUAACAAAAUUCAUGUGAAUGAAAACUUAUCAUCUUGCAAUGUACAAAAUUUCGAUGCCAUGCAAAAGGAAAGAAUUGCCGAAUUGAAUCGCAGCUUUCACGAAAUUGCAAGUGACCCCCUUUUGACGUAUUAUAACAAGCCCAGUUUGUUGUCCAAGGAUUUAUACUUCCUCAACACUAGUUUGGACGCCCUCGGUAUGAAGCCCAUCAGAGACAUCUCCACUUUUGCCGAUUCGAUGUAUCACGUGGAUCGCGUCGAUCAGGUGGAUCACCCCAAUCACGUCGACCGUGCGGAUGAUGCGGAGAAGAGCGAUUUGCACAUGCUGGAGUUGGCCAAAAAGGGGCUCUCCACAGACCCCUGUGAGGAGGAGGUGAACAAUCAUGUGGGCGACGAUGGCGGGGGAAGGAGCAACGCGCAGGAUGUGGGUGAGAAGGGGGUCCAAACGGGAGCAAAGGAGGACACCACGAAUGGUGAGGAUGGUGAAGAUGCCCCGCCACAAGGCAAACAUGAUAGUAGUACCCCCAUCGGCGUGGAACAUAAGCGGCCGCGUGACAAUUCAAGUGUGAACGAGACGGACCCUGUAGUGGGCGAAAAUAAGACCCCCCCGGUCUUGAAUGAGAUCGGCUGUGUGGACCAAAGCAAAGGCAACUUUUGCCUCAAAUUUGAAGAUAAUAAGCCCCUCUUCGAUGGGAACAAAUUGGCAGCGAACGAGAUAGCCGCGCUGGGUAGCCAAUUGAGCAGCCAGUUUAACAACCAGCUUAACAGCCAGCUAAAUUGCCAACUGAACUGCCAACUGGACAGCCAACUGCGCAUUCUGCUUCAGGAGCAGAACAGCCCGAGCAGCCACAACACGCAGGUGACUCCAGACGCCCAAAGCAGAAGCAAAAAAAAAACCAAAAGGAAAAAAAGAAGCAACACAUCAGAAAAUUUAAGGAAGUACGACAGCAUGUGCAGCAAUUUUAACCUGUCCCUCACCAAUUACAAAAAUAAACGCGAAAGGGCCAAGCAGCUGAAAGAUAGCAGCAAAGGCAAGAACGCCUCCAGCCACAAGUAUUGCAGCUUUAGUAGCAUCCACGCGAUUAAUAAAACGGAUAGAUGUGUGAAUGGUGGAAGAGACUCCAAAAAAAUUAACAAAAAAAAUGAUAAUUUUAAAGAGAAAAAAAAACAACGAAAGAAAAAAGGUAAGAAAUGA